CAUGCGCAGUGCCUUUUCUCUUGGCGCGCAGGUGAUCCUCCCUCACUCAUUAAUCAUUAUGGAGAAAGCUGUUCUUGAAGCUCUUGGAGACCAAAAGCCAGAAGAAUUACCUGAUCUUGUUCUUCAUGGCAUCAAUUCAGCAGAUAUAUCUGGAAUCACAGAGUCCUUCACUCAACUGAAGAAAUUGGAGAUUGUCAAUUGUGCCCUAAAGUCUGUCUCUGGUCUGCCAUCUUUACCAUCAAUCAAGACUUUGAUGCUUGGCGAUAAUAAUCUCAAAGGUAAAGAGCCAGUGGAACACAUAGUCAGUGUAUGUCCCCAUAUUGAGAUACUCAGUCUCGUUGGGAACAAGUUUGAAUCUGUGGAUGACAUGAUCCCAUUGGAAGGAUUGAAAGGUCUUACGAGCCUUGAUCUCUUUAAUUGUCCACUGACAGAGUUUAAUGGCUACAGAGAGAAGCUAUGGAGUCUACUCCCAAAACUGAACGUGCUUGAUGGUUACGAUCGUGAAGGGAAAGAAGUAGUAGAUGAUGAGGAAGAGGAAGAGGAGGAGGAGGAGGAAGAAGAAGAGGAGGAGAGUGGUGAUGAUGAUAUAGGACUUGAUUAUCUUCAGAGAGAAAUAAUUAGUGACGAUGAAGACGAAUAUGAUCCAAAUGCCACCAACAGUCCUCCGAGUGAUGAUCACGAUUUUGACGAAGAAGAGGAAGAAGACGGAAGAAAGGAACUGGGAGAGAGCAGCAAGAGGAAAAGCAUUGAGGACAUUGGCCCUUCAACAAAGAGGGCAAAGUUAGAAGAAGAGGAAGAAGACGGUUUAGAGGAUGGGGUUGGAGCAGGAGGUGGUGAAGAUUAAGGACACACAUUUACACGCACACACACACACACACACCAUUUCUCUACUUUUUCAGCAAACACAUGCAUGUACAUGUACAGCUCAGUUUUGUUGUCGUUUUUUUUAUAUUGAUAUAUACCUGGGAGCUUUGGUGAUGACAUGCAAGCCUCUCUCUCAA
Molecule: messenger RNA, 1001 nt
Organism: Amphimedon queenslandica
Lineage: Eukaryota; Metazoa; Porifera; Demospongiae; Haplosclerida; Niphatidae
Product: acidic leucine-rich nuclear phosphoprotein 32 family member E-like
Exons: 5
Coding region: 2-844 (280 amino acids)
Cellular component (GO): nucleus
Molecular function (GO): histone binding
Source: RefSeq, a predicted model, not a curated record